Ascoidea rubescens DSM 1968 is the source of this 1053-nucleotide messenger RNA. RefSeq names its product RNA-binding ribosome assembly factor RBP95. The record is from RefSeq and is a predicted model, not a curated record. Bases 1 to 1053 code for a protein of 350 amino acids. The transcript has 3 exons. NCBI's taxonomy places the organism in Eukaryota, Fungi, Ascomycota, Saccharomycetes, Ascoideales, Ascoideaceae.
AUGGUUACACAUAUACCUGCCUGGAAGAGAUCUGGUUUAAAAAUCAGGUCUCAGCUCGCUGAAGACCCUCUUUCUCUACCAACAUCGACCUUCACCACCAAAGCCUUUUCUCUCAACGAUACCAACUCCAACAACAGCAUUGGUGCUAUAGAUUUGGAUUGCAAAAAUAACAGCAAAAAGAGAAAGAUAAAUAGUAUAAAUGAUGAUUCCCCCAUGGGAACCCCGAGGAAAAUACCAAAAAAACCAAAAAAACCAAAAAAUGAAAGAGAUACACCUCCAGUGAAAGAUCAACUAAUAUAUUUAAGAUCGUUCACAAACGACAAAGAAAACUGGAAAUUUUCUAAAUCCAAACAAAAUUGGAUAAUCAAAAAUAUUCUUAAUGAGAAUCAAAUUCCAAUGACUAAUUUCGACCCCUUUUUAUUCAAUUAUAUUAAAGACUUACAAGGUGGUUCAAAAAUUAGAAUUUUAAACGAAUUUAAAUCAAAGAUAGAUACUUGGAAUAAAAUCAUUGAUAACGUUGAUAAUCAAUUGGAUAAUGACAAUGAUAAUGACAAUGAUAACAAUAAAGAUCAAGAUAAAAACAGCAAAAAAGAGAAGAGGAAAAAAAAGCAAAAAACCAAAUUUGAAUUGGAAAAAGAAAAGCCCCCCAAUUACCAAAUAAUGAUGAAAAUCAAUCAACUUCUACCCAUUAUAAGCGAUGAAACUAUAUUAAUAAAAGGUUUGGAACUCUUUAAUAACAACAACAAUAAUAAGAAUCUUAAUGACAGUACAGAAGAAAUGGAAAACUCAAACAAAAAAACUAAAAAAAAUAAAAAAAUAAAAAACAAAGAUAAAGAUAAAGAUAAAGAACUUCGGGCGUCAAAAAAAACACAAAAGCUAAUUAAAUCUCUAGAAAUAGGUCAGUCAGAAGAUUCGAAAGAAAAAGAGAAAUCUGAUAAACCAGACUUGGAAAACUCUGAAAACUCUGAAAACUCUGAAAAAAUCAAAAAAUCAAAAACCAAGUCGAAAUCAAAAUCAAAGAAAUCAAAGAAAUCAAAGGAAUUGAUAGAAUAA